Molecule: messenger RNA, 4092 nt
Organism: Penaeus monodon (black tiger shrimp)
Lineage: Eukaryota; Metazoa; Arthropoda; Malacostraca; Decapoda; Penaeidae
Product: ras-related protein RabX-like
Exons: 2
Coding region: 969-2669 (566 amino acids)
Source: RefSeq, a predicted model, not a curated record
CAAUCGUUUUAUUCCAUUCCUUUCACAUAUGUGUAUAUAAUAUACACGCGAUAAACGUGUAUAUAAACUCUUAGCAAUAAAUAACAACGAUGAUUAUAUACAAGAUAAUAAAUAUUAUUACCUGACAGUGAGAGAAGGCGGAAAGAUAUACUAUUCGUCUAUGGUGAGAAUACUAAGUUUAAAAAAAAAUCUUUUAUCACGAUAAACGUGAAUAUAAUUUUACGAAUAAAUAACAACGAUGACUAUAUGAGACAACGAAAAACAUUACCUGACCAAUGAGAGAGUACGGAUAGAUAUACGAUGACUAUAUGAGACAACGAAAAACAUUACCUGACAAUGAGAGAAUACGGAAAGAUAUACUAUUCAUCAAUGGUGGGAUUACUGAACGCACUGACAGAAGCCGGUUAUCCGAUAUCGAUACAUGAUCUUUCUGACAGAGACGGUAUUAAAUCGUCGUACAGAGACGAUGGCGUAAUAAUAACCCAUGCGUCUGAAGAAGCUCUCUGUUUAACGUUAUACUGUGCACUGGGAUUAUUGAUGGAAAAGGGAAUAACCGUAAAUUUGAAGAGAUCUAAUGCUGCAGAAUAUCUGUUACAUUUCCCUACAGUGAAAGUCGAAGUCAGACCAAAUUGUGAAACCAAUACCAUCGUGAGAGGGAGAAUACAAAGAAACGACGAUCGCGUCGCUAUUGGCGAAGAACCUGUAAAUACUAGCGAUAUCUAUAACGGCGGAAAGGCGUAUGUGUAUCAAAAUAAAGCGCUAUAUUCUCACAGCAGCGGUCAUCUGAAAACUGUUAUCAUCGAAAGUAAAGGACGAGGACACACAGCGAACGAUACUCUUUCAACUGUCUUAUAUAUAGAUUCCUAUGACAGGAGUCGGUUACCUGAUAUCAUCGAGGACAUUGCGAAAUAUCCUUUGAAGUUUUUCAGAGCUAUAAUAUUGAGAGGUAAACUACUCUAAUUGCAAUAAUGUAUGACUAUAUUGAUUAUAAGCUCCUAUUUUUUGGGGAAGAUGUUAUUCACCGCAUACUGCAGAUACGGAAUCAAGCGUUAUUUGUCAUUAACGGUAUAAAAAAAGUACAGGAGCAUGACAAUUUGCUAUUUUCAAAAGAGAAGAUAUAUACCGUGAACAAUGUUAUGGAACUGGCAUCGUGUACUGCAAGUGACGACGAUGCUGAUGCUGAUACAAACAAUCCUAUACUCAUGGACAUAAUUGGUGUUUUAAUAUACGGUAUUUUGAAUGAAGGCUGGAGUGAAUCUACCAUGAGGUGUAUAGAGAACGAAUUGGUAGACAAGUGUCUUGUUCACAAAUAUAUUACGGAGGAAGAAUACAGAUACUGUAGGAAAAAAUACAACAAUAGUGACAACGAUAAGAGUAAGAAUGAUAAUAUUCCGUAUAUAAUAGAUUUCUUGUGGAAUAUGUGUUAUUUUAAUAAGUUAUAUCGCGACAGAUAUCUGAAUAAAAAUAUGACUUUAAGGCUGAUUGAAAAGAGUACAUCAUCGAUGUCUAGAAAUGCCUUGAUUAAACACGACUUAUCCUUUUUUCACUUACCGACCGCAGCCGGAAUUGCGAUUUAUGAAUAUCUCACACACAGAGAUACAAAUUUAAGAUUAGUAAAAGAAGCAGCAAAGACGCUAGUAGCUGAAGAGAAAUAUCUUCGAUAUUCAAGAAAUAUAAGAAAUACCAUAGAAGACGAUACAACAAACAAGAAGAAAAAUAUUCGUCUGGCUUAUGUUAACAAGAGAAGUAAAACGAGUUGUGCACUACUGUUAUGCAAAUCUGCAUCUAAAAUCAAUUACUCUAAGAAGGAUACAAAGAGUAAAUUGUUCAACCUACAGUGGCUAUUCAAUGUAACUGACAUACAAAACCAAAAGUUCAAGAAAUGUCUGGGUGUCAUAUACGACAGCAUAGAUGUAGGCGAUAUGCUACCCAACACUAGUUUAAGCCAGAAGAGCAAACCACUCGACUGGUACUAUCGAUUUAUGAAUACUGGUAUUGUCCCCUUCGAUCAACAUAACGGGUGUUCGGAGUUUAGACAAUAUCACCGUGAGGAAGGAAAUGAAGAGAAAGAACACAUAUACCAUAAUAUCGACGAAGAGAACACUUACGUUAUAAUGAAUAUAAAUACAAACACUAUUGAUCGUGUGACGCCAACAACAUUGUCAAAUACCGACGUUAACACUGUACAGAUACACAGUGAGAAGCAAACAGAUAUAGGCUAUAAAGAAGAAAAUGGAUAUUAUAAGGAAAAGAAAAAUAAUAAUAAUAAUAAUAAUAAUAAUAAUAAUAAUAAUAAUAAUAAUAAUAACAACAACAAAAGCAACAACUACAAUACACCAAAAGAAACAAUAGCUGCCAUAGUUCCAAAUGAUGUAAAAUAUGACGUCCCCUCAAACAUAUGUAAGAGUAUAUUUGAAAUAGACAAGUCGAUGAAGCAUUAUAACACUUUACCCGUUGAUAAGAAAAAGAAUAGAACUCACAGGACGGAGACAUUUACGCCAACAGUGCCUUCGUCAUCGAUGAUGUCGUCAUCCGUCUCUGUCUACGACAUACCCAAAAAGGCAACAACGAGUAUCUAUAACUGCAAGAGUUUAAUGAUUCAAUGCCAUAAGUGUCAAAGAUAUAACAUAUCGCCGUAUGUCGUAAAGUGCAAUCGAUGUCGAUGUUAGCGCAGUACCAGCGGGCACGGAAGAAAAGAAAUGUGUUGCACGAUGAGGUAAAUACAUUCACAUCUUUUUAUCUGCAGAUAUCGAUCUCUCAGUUGCCCACUCACUGCUGAUCCAACCCAGCCCCACAAAAGUAGCAUCAUGAAUAGCUACAGCGUUAAAUGUAAAAGUUUGAGAUACGAAUCAGAACGAUUGUUAACGUUCAUUAAUUGGCCCUUUGGGAGUUUAGCGAAGAGCUUGGCGUGGAACGGAUUCUAUCGAAAAUGCCCAGAUGAUCUAGUUUGCUAUUUUUGUGGAAUUUGUAUAAACGUGGAAGAUUAUUCCUCUCUUAUCGAAAAGGGAUCUGGAUACAUAAAUAUGAAAAAUAUUCACUAUAAAUCGUGCCCUUUCAUAUACGGAAACUCUUCUAUGAACGUUACUCGAGAACAGGAAAUAUUAAUUUCGGAAAUGAUGAGACGUUAUUGUAAACGAUACGCCAAGCGGACUAGAACGUUGUACAAAACACCCAAAAAACGCUUCUUGUCUUUUACGAAUUUCCCAAAUAGAUAUUGCAAUGUUAAUCGUAUGGCUGAGAGUGGAUUUUAUUUCACGGGUGAGAUGCGCAUUUUCGUAUAGCUUUGUAUUUAUGUGUAUAUAUGUGUGUGUGUGUGUUAUCAACGAGUCUCAUUAUUAUUUAAAAAUACGUUUCAGGUGAAUUGGAUGCUGUAAGGUGUUUCUCCUGUCAAAUCGACAUAUACGGAUGGCAGCACAAUGAUGAUCCUAUAAGUGUUCACGCCCAAUGGUCUCCUGACUGUGAAUACAUCCAGGCUAUAGUCGAUGAUAACUUCAUCGAUAGUGUACGGGAUAAAAGAUAUGACACAUUAAUCGAUCCAAAUGUUUAUCAAACACUGAAGGACUGUGGAAUUCCCGACUAUAUUAUACGGCAUGCACAUCGCAAACACAUAAUUCAGAGCGGUGAACUUUUUACAGAUGCUGUCCAGUGUCUGUCGGUUAUCGAGAAACUGUAUAAUUUCAAAGACAAAUAGAAUCACGGGUAGAUGUUCAUAUAUAUAAGUAAGUGUAUAUUGGAUAUGGAGUUAGAAUAUAACCAACCUGUAUAUUUAUUUUAUAUUUUAACCAUGGACGAUUAUAUAAAUAUGUGUUAAGUGAGUGUAUUCUGUAGAAGAUGUGUAAAUUAUAAGAUAUGACCAAAUUGUAUAUUAUAGCUCUAAUACUGUAAAAGAAAUAUACGAUAUAGAACAAAUCUGCGUGUAACAUUUGUCAUAUUGGAUGCUGCAGCUAUACUGAAGAUUGUUUUUGUUAUAUAUAAUGGGAUUAAGAGAAACAAAGAGUUUUAAUCGCGAAUAUUUGAUUAACCAAUAUUCGUAUACGUGAAUAUAUCCUGUAAAUUACUAUAAACAACAAACAAUAAAAAAAUAUUACAUUA